This is a messenger RNA of Sceloporus undulatus (fence lizard), 2099 nucleotides long. It is a transcript of the gene KCNK13, whose product is annotated as potassium two pore domain channel subfamily K member 13. Gene Ontology annotation, cellular component: membrane. Gene Ontology annotation, biological process: potassium ion transmembrane transport; stabilization of membrane potential. The record is from RefSeq and is a predicted model, not a curated record. NCBI's taxonomy places the organism in Eukaryota, Metazoa, Chordata, Lepidosauria, Squamata, Phrynosomatidae. Gene Ontology annotation, molecular function: potassium ion leak channel activity.
AUGGCGUCCUCCAUGGCCCCGUCCUCCAGCCGGAGGGCUUUCAACGAGGACAACGCGCGCUUCCUGCUGCUGGCGGGGCUGAUCCUGCUCUACCUUCUCGGGGGGGCGGCCGUCUUCUCGGCCCUGGAGCGGCCCAGCGAGCAGGAGGCCCAGCAGCGCUGGCGGCGGAGGAUGGAGGACUUCUCCCGGGGCCACGGCCUCCCCCCCGAGCAGCUCCGCGCCUUCCUGGCCGACUACGAGGCCGCCUACCUGGCCGGCGCCCGCGUCCUCCCGCUCCGGCCCCGGUGGGACUUCCCCGGCGCCUUCUACUUCGUGGCCACCGUCGUCUCCACCAUCGGAUUUGGCAUGACCACACCAGCUACCAUUGCAGGCAAACUUUUCCUGAUAUUUUAUGGCCUUAUAGGCUGUGCAGGAACCAUCUUGUUCUUCAACUUGUUCCUGGAACGCUUGAUCACAAUCAUUGCAUAUAUCAUGAAGUCCUGCCAUGAGCGACAGAUAAGACGGAAUGGGACCCUUACUCAAGACAUCCAGCAAGCCUCUGGGAAUGCUGAAGUGGACAGCUUAGCAGGAUGGAAGCCAUCUGUGUAUUAUGUCAUGUUGAUCUUGUGCCUAGCAUCGCUCAUCAUUUCCUGUUGUGCCUCAGCUAUGUACACACCAAUGGAAGGAUGGAGCUACUUUGAGUCUCUUUAUUUUUGUUUUGUGGCCUUCAGUACUAUUGGCUUUGGUGACCUGGUGAGCAGCCAGAAUGCCCAGUAUGAGAGCCAAGGCCUUUACCGAUUUGGCAAUUUCAUCUUCAUACUCAUGGGGGUAUGCUGUAUUUAUUCCUUGUUUAACGUGAUCUCCAUUGUCAUCAAACAGUCCAUAAACUGGAUAUUAAAGAAACUGGAAUGGACAUGCCAUAGAUGCCAGAGAAAACUCUUUCGGUCACGUAGGAAUGUUGUAGUGCCAGGGACUGCGCGGAACCAGCGCAACAUAUCCAUUGAAUCAGAUGGUGUCAUGGAGAGUGAUACAGAUGGGCGCAGAAUGUCUGGUGAGAUGAUCUCCAUGAAAGACCUCUUAGCCUCUAACAAAGUCUCACUAGCCAUCAUGCAGAAACAGUUGUCUGACAGUGCCAAUGGCUUUCCGAGACAGAUGAACAAUGCUCCUAGACAAAACGGAUUUGCUGGUGGUGUAGGCGCUUUAGGGAUUAUGAAUAACAGACUGGCAGAGACGAGUACAGAUAGGUAGACAUCAGCACUGGGAGUGCAUCAAUAAGUUCAGGUUAACUAAGGAUGAAAAGGCAUUCCAGAGAUAGAACGAGCUUUUUAAAAGAAGGAUGCCCAAUAGUGUUGCUGUUGCAUUUUGCAUCAUGGCACCAAUUUACCCAGACUGUUCUGGAGGCAUCAGGUCAUAUGCCUUUACAAGCUUGUGCAGUACAUGUUUAGUUGAGAUCUGAGUUUACAGGAGAGAAAUGAGUAGAGCAAAACCACAAGAUGCUAAUUUUUCUACACUGGGAGCUCAUUUCUAAAAGCUGCUUUGCUAACACAUAUCACCUCAGCUGUUUUUGCACCAAAGAGUAAUAGUGCUGGCAUGAGAGAGAACUUGCAUCCUUGAGCAGACACUGGGACUUGGUCUUUGCCCACAGCACUGGUGCAGCUGCUGGCAUUGGUUGUAGUGCUUAUCCAUUUCAUUAUCCUGAAUCUUAUUUGGCUACUUAUCCAGCUUAAUAUUUUGAAUGCUUUGGAUCCUUUGGAAUGCUAAUAUAAGUAGUGAGGGUGUCUUUGGGAAAGCUGGAUCCCCCCAUUAGACCAGUGCCCAUUUUUCACAUUACACCACGCCUUGCCUGAUGUCAAAAAGGCAUUCAUGGGAUAAGGAAACAAUGUCUGAUAGACCCAUUGCCAGUGCAGCAGAAAAUCCACUCUCUGUAUUUACAGUCACUCCUCCUGUAGUUGUUCCAGGUAACAUGGCAGUCAUAUCUUUGCUGGGCCCUUUCCCCAAUAGAGAAUUGGUACUAGGACAGCUCCUGAACAACCUGGAGCAGCUGUGAGAGAAGUCAUAAAACUCAGAGGCCUAAAUUCUGUUUUAGUCCUGACUAGAAUAGCUGUAUUGGCGGGUUCCAG